Messenger RNA from Botrytis cinerea B05.10, 1705 nucleotides. RefSeq lists its product as hypothetical. NCBI's taxonomy places the organism in Eukaryota, Fungi, Ascomycota, Leotiomycetes, Helotiales, Sclerotiniaceae. The transcript has a single exon. The record is from RefSeq and is a predicted model, not a curated record. The coding region runs from base 59 to 964 and encodes 301 amino acids.
GUUAUCUAUUCUAUCAACAAUAAACAAAAGUUUCAAUUGCUUCCACAGAAUUGAAUCAAUGUCAAGAGUAGCAAGACUGCAGAAUCUACUUCCUCGAGCACCUCGAAUCAUUCGAGAUGGAGAUCCUUCCUCUCUUCUAACUUUCAGUCCAACCGGACCUAAGAAACGUCCUCGCAACAAACAAAGCUCUCGACUAGUUUUAACGCUUGAUAUGAGCAAUGAAGCAACAGAUUUUCGCAACCAACUCAAGGAAAAAUAUCUUCAUUCAUGGGGAGGUUUUCUGGAUACUCGAUUCGAACUCAUAGAUCCCUUACCUGACCGGGAUUUUUACAUAAAGAUGUACAAAGAUACAAUCAAUGGCUUUUGUGCAAAAUCCCCGCCAGAAUUUCCUGUCGGUCCAACAAUGAAUUUUUUUGUUUCUGAAAGUUCCAAAGUCUCUGGCCUCGUUGAGCAUACAUACCCAAAAGAAUCAAAUCAAGGGAAGCAGGUCGUAUCCAAGGAUCCAUCUGGGCGUCAUUUCUUGAUUAUGACGAGUUUCAGCAAAGGAUCGGUGGUUCAUAAGCUUCGUGAUUAUUUCAUCAAGGAAUUUAGCAAAUUUCCAAAUGAGGAAGUCCAAACAGUUAUGAAGAACGUGGGAAAGGAAAAAUUCAAAGCACAUAUGCCAUUGGGAUAUUGUAAAGAUAUGGGAAUGAUGCAUGCGGAAAAAACAAAGGACGAUGUCGCGUAUGAAUUUAUGGGAACUGAGGGUCUUCACUUGGGCACAGCUGUGAGUUUAAGUUUAUGGCGUAAACAUUACGACGUGGACCCGAUAAGGAAAUGGGGUGAUCCAGUGAUGGUAGAUCAGAAAUGCGUAUAUUCAAAAGCGCUUGAAGGAAAUUCGAAACAACCUUCAUCCUCGUUUGUUUCCAUCGCUCCGGAGAAACAGUCUUCAAAGGAAAUUCUAGAAAGCGGAGAUGACACCUGAAGUCUGAGAUUAAGUUCCAAUAUCCCGAAUUGAAGCAAGGCUGAACCAACGAGAAUUCGAUUUAAGAGGGAAGUUCAAAAAGCACAAAUUCAUCUAAAGAAUUUGGAGACGUUCGACAAGGGGAGAAGUGAAGGAACCACAUUUGCGGUGGGAAGCACUGUCUCCUAGUAUAUUCAUGGUUCACUAGAGUAGGGAAGCCUUAUUGAAGGACCCGCUGUGAGAAACUACAAACCAUCUCAAAUUUGUUAUACGGGCAUGUCUCAAAGGAAUGAAUUACACGUUUCAAAUUAUGUGUGAAAUCAUGGGUCGGAGAUGUAAAUCAUGAGGCCAUCGCACAGAAAGAAGAAUUUUCCUUCAAGUGAUCGAAUAAUUUGAUCAAGGGGACAUACCUACCAAAGGCAGUGCAGGAUUGAGUGGGGGACAAACUUUACAUAUUUGGUCGGAACAUUACAAUUUACCAUUUCGGUCAAGAAUAAGGCUGAGAUGGUAUUGAACAUUGACAUAGUUGCUCAAAGGAAACCAUUUCCGAGGAAUAAAGAUCACUUCGAGAAUUUAGUUGGCCAAUAUGUAUCUCAGCACACCAUAGAUGAGCUCUAAGAAUCUCGCCAGUUGAAGAGAGAAUGGGGACACCACAUGUUUGAAGUCUGAAUCCAGUCGAAUUGAUAUUCUCUAGAGCACACUGUUUUAGCACACUGUUUGUCUUAAUUCCAUCAAAUUUACCCGUGAUGUGGUAUUGGAACA